UUGACUUUGUAUGGCGCAUGCGUACAACUUGAAUGCCGCUGACUAAGGCGUGUGUAGCACCUACUUUUUGUGAUUUACAUUCAUUUUUUUAAUUGUUGCCGUGACACUUGUAACUGCAUCCCAUUUCCAUUUAGGACACGCAAUCCAUGACGGAGUUGUUGCGUCAUGGCUGGCGUGUCGUUGAAAGAGGCACUGCUGCUGACCAGCCUGGUGGUGGCGUGCUACUGGAACAGCCUCUCGUGUGGCUUCGUGUUUGACGACGUCUCAGCCAUCCUCGACAACAAGGACCUGCGGCCCACCACGCCGUUGAGUAGCCUCUUUCUCAAUGACUUCUGGGGUACCCCCAUGGCAGAGGAGCGUAGCCACAAGUCUUAUCGGCCGCUGACAGUGCUCACGUUUCGCCUCAACUACCUGCUGAGCGAGCUGAGCCCAGCCUCCUACCAUCUCCUCAACGUGGCCCUGCAUGCCGUCACAUGCCUGCUCUUCCUUCGGGUGUGCCGCCUUUUCCUGGAACACACCUCCGGCUUGGUGGCAGCGCUCCUCUUCGCCGUCCACCCCAUCCACACGGAGGCCGUUACUGGUGUGGUCGGCAGAGCUGAACUCCUGUCAUCGAUUUUUCUCCUAGCUGCAUUCCUGGCCUACACCAAAUCAACUGGCGCCGACCACUCCAUAGUGUGGUCUCCCAUUGCUGUGACCGUUGUACUGGUGGCGGCGGCGACGCUGUGCAAAGAGCAAGGAAUCACUGUGGUUGGGGUCUGCUGCGUCUACGAGGUGUUUGUGGCGCAAGGGUUCACCUUACCCAUGUUGCUGGACACGCUGCGGCAAGCUCUGCGGGGCAAAGGCGCCUUCCCUUACGCCGUGCUCCAGAUGCUGCUGAAGCUCAUCGUGCUGGUCAUCAGCACGCUGCUCCUUGUCAUCGUGCGAGUCCAGGUUAUCCAGUCGCAGCUACCCGUCUUUACCAGAUUCGACAACCCGGCGGCUGUCAGCCCGACGCCGACCCGUCAGCUGACCUUCAACUACCUGCUGCCCGUCAACGCCUGGCUGCUGCUCAACCCGUCAGAGUUGUGCUGUGACUGGACCAUGGGCACCAUCCCCUUGGUGGAGUCUGCCCUGGACCAGCGCAACUUGGCCACGCUGCUCUUCUACGUCCUUCUGGCGCUGCUGGCAUACCACAGCGUUACUUCCUCACGCAGCUCUGCCAAAACGGUAGUCAUGGCCUUGUCUCUGGUCGUCCUGCCCUUCAUUCCCGCGUCCAACCUGUUCUUCCCGGUGGGGUUCGUUGUGGCCGAGCGAGUCCUUUAUGUGCCCAGCAUGGGGUUCUGCGUACUGGUCGCACACGGAUUCAAGGUGAUCUCGCACAAAGGGUACCUGAAGAAGAUUUCCUGGUUGAUGAUUGGCGUGCUCCUGACCACACACGCCAUCAAGACCUUCAACAGGAAUUGGGACUGGGAGUCAGAAUACACGUUGUUCAUGUCUGCUCUGAAGGUAAACAAGAACAACGCCAAGCUGUGGAACAAUGUUGGCCAUGCGCUGGAGAACCAGAACAAUUACGCCAAAGCUCUGCGCUACUUUUUGCAGGCCACCUCUGUGCAGCCAGAUGAUAUCGGCGCCCACAUGAAUGUUGGGAGAACCUACAAGAACUUGAACAAAUCCAAAGAGGCCGAAGAUGCCUAUUUAAUUGCAAAGUCCCUUAUGCCCCAGAUUAUUCCCGGUAAAAAGUAUGCGACGCGCGUAGCCCCCAACCAUCUCAACGUGUACAUCAAUUUAGCCAAUCUUAUCCGCGCCAACGAGUCGCGGCUGGAGGAAGCUGACCAACUUUAUCGACAAGCCAUCAGCAUGAGGCCCGACUUCAAGCAGGCGUACAUCAGCAGAGGAGAGCUGCUGUUGAAAAUGAACAAGCUGACAGAUGCACGCGACGCGUACCUGCGCGCCCUGGAGCUAGACCACGCCAACCCCGACCUGUGGUACAACCUGGCCAUCGUGCACAUCGAGAUGAAGGAGCCGUCAGAGGCACUGCGCAACUUUGAGCAGGCGCUGCAGCUCAGCCCCCGCCACAAACUGGCGCUCUUUAACUCAGCCCUCCUCAUGCAGGAGUCAGGUGAGCCCAAGUUCUGGCCCGAGGCGAACCGCCGCUUUCUGGCCUACGUGGAGGAGGAGCCGGAUGACGCAAACGGCUACUUCAACCUUGGCAUGUUGGCUAUGGACGCGGAGGAGAACGCGGAGGCCGAGCGCUGGAUGCACAAAGCCAUUGCGCUGCAGUCGGGCUUCCGCUCGGCGCUUUUCAAUCUGGCACUGCUGUACUCGCAGUCGCGCCGCGAGCUGGACGCGCUGCCCGUUCUGGAUGAGUUGCUGCUCCACCACCCGGAGCACAUCAAGGCCCUCAUCCUCAAGGGCGACAUCCUCAUGAAUCAUAAAAAGGACACGGCGGGCGCCAAAAACUGCUUCCAGCGCAUCCUGCAGAUGGACCCGGGUAACGUGCAAGGCAAGCACAACCUGUGCGUGGUCUACUUCGAGGAGCGGGACUUGCCCCGGGCCGAACGAUGCCUGGAAGAGACGCUGGCGCUGGCGCCGCACGAGGAGUACGUGCGACGCCAUCUUAACAUCGUCAGGGGGAAGAUGGCGGCCAUGAGCGCGGCCGGGCAGUCCCUAGUGGAGGAGGAGAAGCCGGCAACGGAGGAGGAGGAAAGGCGGAGUCCCCGCGGCAAGAAGAAUGCGAGGAAAUCCUCCACAGAAACCGGCCCGUCGAAGCUGGAUGCCGGCCAGCCCGACAGACUGACUGCGGCCAAGUCCGUCGAGCGGGUGAGCGACAUUGAGCAGAAGCGUGCCGCCGCCUUGAAGAGGCUGGAGGAGAUCGAACGCAUUUUAAGCGGUGAUUGACCACAUUUUGGGGUGGGGUGGGGGGGCUGUGACUAUUUUUCACUUUUUCUAUGACUUUUUUUCUCCAAAUUAUUCGUUUUUUUUUUUUUUUUUUCAGAUACACUAAAACCUCGUUAGUUGUGGGAGACUGAGUCCUUUAGGGAAAUGUGAAACCUGCAAGUAAUUGAUGUCCCCGUCCCCAAGUAAUAUUUACCUAUAUUAAGUUUUAACCUAAUAUUUACUACAAGUUAUGUUGCCACAAGACUUAAGUACCAUUUCAAACUCAUCUUUUGAAACUCACGUUACCAUUAAUAAUGGUUUUAAAAAUAUGCAACAGAAAUGCACGUGUACAUGCACAUCCGAUGACUCCUCGUGACUAUCAGCAAAGGUUCAACUUGGGUCCUCCCUGUUAUACAAAGCUGAGUUUCUCAGUCAAUAUAUUAUCACUUAAACAGACUUCCUUUACACCAACUACUACUUUCCUAUUGCACAGAACUUUGGUACCUCCUUGUGACUUCUUAGAGCGCAAAACACAUUUUCAGCAAUGGGCCUUUCCGAUGGCGACCUUAAGCAAAAUGGCGAUUGAACAGAACAUGUUUGAAGUCGAUUCUCUAUCACGUAUUACAGAAAAUAAUUGGGUAUGAUUUUUGCCAAAUGCGUCAGACCUUUCUACUGAGAGGCCUCAACUAUUUCACGCCAGGAUAUGUACACGGAAUUAAGAUUUUGGUCGGAGCUGGGCGCAAUGUCUGAGUUGCAGUGAAACGUUGGCGAUCGAUGCAAAAAAAGUUAGACGCCUCACAAACUUCAUAUUGAAAUCCAACAGGAUAAAAUAGUGGAAUCGGACUGCGCGUGUAAAGCAGGGUAAGUAGUUUUUACUUGGAAAGAUCACGAGUAAUAUCAUUGUAGUCUUUAUAAGUGUGUGGGUGUAUUCAUUUGACUUGGCUCGUAAUAGAACCCACUACUCUGUUUUAAAAGUCCGAUGUGAUACAAAUAGGUAAAUAAACAUUUCUCUUGCAUGACAUCGCGCAUUUACAUACCACUAACCCGACUGUUCAGGCAUAAAACAUAACACACUUCAUUCAGCAGGUCAGUGAUACCUCAACAAAGUGAACGAGGUUUUCCAGCAGUGCAUAAAGCACUGAUGAUAAUUCAAUCAAACUCAAAGAAGAUAUUUCUCCCUCACAUACCAUCAAACAUACAGCCUUGUGUUUGUUGAUAUUGUCCACAUUUAGUUGUACGUGGGGUCUUCCGCGAGCCUUAAUCCAUCGUAGACACUUUGGUCAACUGUGUUUUAGGCUUUGGAAAAUGAAUCAACCGGGACCCUUGAAAUCUUUCAUCAAAAUUGCACAUUCUCCAAGUGCAUCUGAGGACCAUUUUCUUCAUAACAUUAACUUUUCCAGGCGCACACUACUGACAACAAGCAUUGUUUGUGGGACAAUACAGCAAGAGGGGCGUGUCAAGCCAGAGGUUAAGACAAUGCGGCUAUCUGAUUGGCUAUUAUUGUACGAGUGAUUGACAGGUCGGAAAGGUCCAUUAUUAGCUGUGGAAUUGUUCCAUGGGGGGGGGGGGGGGGGGAGGAAUAGGUGAAUUUGUGAGAAGUGAAGUGCCACUACACAAGGAUUCACUGUACUUGAAUCAAAAAGGGAAAUUUAAACGUCAAGUAAAAGCACAUUGUUUGCAUUUGUUGUAGGGCCAUUAUGUGAGGAAAUGCAUGGAAUGUGUGCACACAACAACUAAAGCUGUAUAGAUCAAGCCCAAAAAUGGCACCUUUAGAUUUCAUCAAGGCGGGAGCUUCGUCGCACACAAUUUAGUGCUGACUUCAUUAGUUUUGUUUCAUAGCAAGUCAUUAAACUUCAACACCAAGCUUCAGCCACACACAAAGAUUUUGUUGUCCCUCCAUCUGUUUAGUAUCUGGUUCAAAUUAACUAGCAGUUGACAAAAAUCUUUUUGACAAGUUCCCCUAGAAACCGCUAAAAUGGCCUCUUCAAAUGAAAAUGACUUUGAGAGGCUUUUUGGUGGUCCUACUAAUUUAUUGAUACCAAAUUUUACGUUGCUCAGAGGAAUCGGCUUUGACGCAUGAAGUUUUCGAAAAACGUCUGGAGUGCACAACUGGACCAAGAGAAACUGAAUGAAACUCACGUGUACAGAUGAAAACUCAAUCUUUACGACUGAGCAUUAUCCAGCCGUCUAGUAUAAAUUUGGCAGCGAUCAAAUUAAACAACCACGAAAAAUACCGUAAUUCCAGGCCUACAAAGCGCACCCAAUACAUUUGUAAAGGAAGUACCAUUUGGUACAUACAUACGCCGCAUCAGUGUAAAGUGACCACAUUGAAACCCACAUUGAAACACGAGAGGUUUACAAAGAAAGACGGUAAAUAGAGAGUUUAAUGCUAGCGCCGCCAUGCUAAUGCUAACGUAAGCGCCGCGCUAACGCUAGUGCCACACUAACAGGGCCAGUUACAAAAGAAAACAUAUCAGUAAAAAUCACUAAGACACGGCAGUAACACGCUAGCACUGCGCUAACCGGUAAAAGUUGCUUCCUCGGCACAUAUAUUCCACCGGUCUCACUCUUAGCUCGAAUGUUCCCUUGCGGCCGUUAGAAAAAAAUGCACAAAUUAGCUGCAUCACCGCAUAAACCGCAGGGUUGAAAGCGUCUGGAAAAAGGUCUCGGCUUAUAGGCCGGAAAUUACGGUAAGUGAAAUAAUUAAAAAAAAAAAGACAGACAUUUUGUUUUUUUUUGGGCAUGGCCUCUUGAGUCCUUUCUGUGAUCAUACUUAUGAAUGACAUGCCUACCGUUACUCAUGUUGCUCAGUUAAACUGGCUUUUGGGGUGAAGGGCUGAGGGGUAUACUUCAUAGGUUCUGGGGUCCCUCUUCGAAAUGGAGAAAAGUUCUCCUUGCUGCAACAUGUUUGCAUAAAAGCGUCCACGUCAAUGGUCAAGAAGAAGCACAAGUUGGUCGUUAACCACUGGAUGUUGUUUUGUAGCCGUGUGACCCACUUUCUACACACAUGCACGCACACACAAGCACACACUAAGUGGGAGCACAAUUCCAGGAAGUGACCAUGAGGAUGAUGACGACGAAACCCUCCCCUCCCCCGAAUUGAAGCAAAACAUCCUCCGUUUUAUCACUCCUCGCUAAUCUGUAUUGAUCUCCUCCUGCCGCGUUUCCUGCCUUCCCGCCGUUGCCAUUAGCGCUAUUGUUGCCGCCCGUGUUAGCCCGACACGCUAAUGGGAGGGCCGUGUCGCCCACCUCCGCCACGCCUCACAGUGCAAUUCAUUGUAUAUGCGACACUGGAGGUUAAUUAGCAGCCCUAAAAGUGUUCAACGAUUGUACGUCGAGUAUUUAUUUUUGUUUUUGUAUGCGAACUGUGACUGCGCUCCUACCCCCACUCCGCCCCCCACUUUUACAUGUGCAAAAUGACUGUCAGUGUUAAAAUGGAAGGUACGACUUUAUUCCUUGUUUUAUGUCUCUCAAGUGACUCCAUAUUAUUUCUUAUUUUUUCACGAAUUUUAUUUCUGGUGGUGUCGGUAAUGGUUAAAUAAAAUGGGAU
Syngnathoides biaculeatus (alligator pipefish) is the source of this 6406-nucleotide messenger RNA. It is a transcript of the gene tmtc3, whose product is annotated as transmembrane O-mannosyltransferase targeting cadherins 3. Gene Ontology annotation, molecular function: mannosyltransferase activity; protein binding. Gene Ontology annotation, biological process: protein O-linked glycosylation via mannose. The transcript is spliced from 14 exons. NCBI's taxonomy places the organism in Eukaryota, Metazoa, Chordata, Actinopteri, Syngnathiformes, Syngnathidae. Bases 166 to 2877 code for a protein of 903 amino acids. Gene Ontology annotation, cellular component: endoplasmic reticulum. The record is from RefSeq and is a predicted model, not a curated record.